Messenger RNA from Phalacrocorax carbo (great cormorant), 2600 nucleotides. The record is from RefSeq and is a predicted model, not a curated record. Lineage: Eukaryota; Metazoa; Chordata; Aves; Suliformes; Phalacrocoracidae.
GUUACAGCACUGAGCCGUGUCAGAGCCAGGCCUGCAUCCCCCUGGCGCGGGUUCGGAGGGUCGGUGGCACCCCUGACCCCUGGCAGCAGCCGUGGCCGUGCAGCUGGGUUGUCCCACGUGCGCGGUGCAGGUGCAGCACCGCUGCUUCCUUUGCACCUCACUAAACACGAGCGGGGCGGGCAGGUAGGCGCUGGAGCACCGCCCGCUCGUGCCCGCGGGCGGCCUUGUCCCGCCAUGGCGGGGGUGGGUGCCGGCUGCUGGGCUGCCCUGUGCCUCCCCACGGGGCCAAGGGGCAUCCAGGGAGGGGCGGGCUCCCCCCACUGAUAAGUAGCCUGUCCCCGCAGUGUCCCUGCGACAGGCUCUGGCGCUGCCGGCACGUCCCAACAGGGCCAUGGCGGAGGAGAUGCUGCCGGCAUGGGCGGCCAUGGGCACCGCUGAGGGGACUGAGCCCGACGGGGAUGCCAUCCGGACCCUCAACACCCUGCAGACUAACGCUAGCUACCUGGAGCAGGUGAAGCGGGAGCGUGGUGACCCCCAGGCCCAGCUGGAAGCCAUGCGGGGCUUUUUGGAGAGGAGCGGGCUGAAGGUCGAGGACCUGGAUCGACUGAACAUCAUCCACGUCACAGGGACGAAGGGCAAGGGCUCGGCAUGUGCCUUUACCGAGUGCAUCCUCCGCAGCUAUGGGCUGAAGACAGGCUUUUACAGCUCCCCUCACCUGGUUCAGGUGCGCGAGCGGAUCCGUAUCAACGGGCAGCCCAUCAGUAAGGAGCUCUUCAGCAAGUACUUUUGGCUUGUGUACAACCGCCUGGAGGAGACCAAGGACCCAGCACAUGCCAGCAUGCCAGCAUACUUCCGCUUCCUCACCAUCAUGGCCUUCCAUGUCUUCCUGCAGGAGAAGGUUGACCUAGCAGUGGUGGAAGUUGGCAUUGGUGGCGCCUAUGACUGCACUAACAUCAUCAGGGCGCCGGUGGUGUGUGGGGUCUCCUCCCUGGGCAUUGACCACACCAGCAUCCUGGGUGACACCAUGGAGAAGAUCGCCUGGCAGAAGGGUGGCAUUUUUAAGCCUGGUGUGCCGGCGUUCACCGUGGCACAGCCGGAGCGGCCACUGGAGGUGCUGAGGGACCGAGCCCAGGAGCUGGAGUGUCCCCUCUACCUCUGCCCAGAGUUGGACAACUUUGAGGGGGACCACCAGGUGCUGGAGCUGGGGCUGGCGGGUACCCACCAGCGCUCCAACGCCGCCCUGGCCUUGCAGCUGGCACGGACCUGGCUGCAGCGCCGCGGCUGCUGGGGUCUUGGGGAGCUGAAGGAGGUGCCACCAGGUGCCGAGCUGGCGGGGAGGCCAGUGCCGCUGGCGCCUGCCUUUCGACCCACCGACGCCAUGAUCCAAGGCCUGCGGGACACAGAGUGGCUGGGCCGGACCCAGGUGCUACCCCGCGGCCCCGUGACAUGGUACCUUGAUGGAGCCCACACCACCAGCAGCAUCCAGGCCUGUGUCCGCUGGUUCCGCCAGGCUGCCCUCAACCAGGACAAGCCCCAUGAUGGCUCCGAGGUGCGCGUGCUGCUCUUCAAUGUCACGGGGGACCGGGACACGGCGGCGCUGCUCAAGCUGCUGGUGCCCUGCCACUUCGACUAUGCUGUCUUCUGCCCCAACUUCACAGAGGUGUCAAUGGCUAGCAACAUGGACCAGCAAAACUUCAAUGUGACGCUGGAGAACGCCCUGACCCGCUGCCUGGAGAAUCAGCGGACGUGGACCCGUCUGCUGGAGGAGAAGGGGGGGCAGGACCCCUGGCUCCCGGCACCACUGCGGGUGGGGGGGCUGCUGCAGCCAGCCCCUGCCCGAGGGACCCUCCUCCUGGUCCCCCCGGCCCCACGACCCCUCAAUUCCCCAGCCCUCGUCUUCCCCUGCCUGGCCCAGGCACUGCGGUGGGUGGCACAGGGCCGGGACCCCCAGCUGGCAGCACCCACCGCCACAGGGGCUCACCCCCACCCUGCUGCCAGCAGUGGGGCCGUGCUGCUGCGGGAGGCGGCUGCUGUCCGUGUCCUGGUCACCGGCAGCCUGCACUUGGUUGGAGGGGUCCUCCGGCUACUUGACCCUACACUCUCCCAGUAAUGGGCGGGGGACAUGGCUUUGCAUCUCUUUUUACUUGAAGCACCGGUUCUGCUCCCAGUGAUGCUCGGAGGUGGCCAGGGGAGGUUGUGGGACCCCCCAAGCCAUCCCAGUUCGGACCUUUUCACCCCAGUGCCUUUUGCCUGUGCCCCCUCAGGGGCACUGACCAUGGGGGGGAUGCUCCUGGCCCCCAGCUCACCCUGGUGAGACCAAGUGGGGGAGCCCUUGGGCUCUGGGGGGGCUGCCCUAGGCCGUGCCAGGGUCCUGGUGCCCAGUGGGGUGGCCAGUUCUGGGGGCAAAGUGAGUGAGAGCCCCAAGCUGCAGCAAGGCUCAGCAUCAGUGUGUGACUAAUUUAAUGUAGGGAAGAUUUUUAUUAUUAUUAAUAAGAGUUUGUAACUUGGUUGGGGAGCUGGGGGGGAUGGUUUCUGCCCAUUGCUCUGUGGUGGGGCGGCAGCCUCGCACCCCCUCCCCAAUAAACUUCUUGCUGCUUCCA